CCGGCCGAGGGGCACCGCGUCCGGCUCCUGCCGGGCUACCCCGGGGUGAGGCACCACCCUCCGGCUCCCCGCCUCGCCAAAGGCUGCGCCUGCCGCCAAUGCCUGAAGCAGCCCGGCUCCUCCGACUGGUUUGACCGCCACUACAACAACAACGUCCUGCCCGUGUGGAUGGAGGAGAAUCGGGUGUUGUCGGCGGACGUCCAUCGCUGGUGGAUGAUGCUGCAGCCGCAGUUCAGGUUUCUGAACACGUCGGAGGUCUUGUCGCAGCUCUUCCAGAUCAUUCCCCGGCAGAACCCGUACAAGCAGAACAACUCGCUGGUGUGCCGCCGCUGCGCCGUGGUCGGUAAUUCGGGAAACCUGCGCGGUUCCGGCUACGGGAAGGACAUCGACGGCCACGACUUCAUCAUGAGGAUAAACCAGGCCCCGACCCUCGGCUACGAGAGAGACGUCGGCUGCAAGACCACUCACCACUUCAUGUACCCCGAGAGCGCCAAGAACCUUCCAGCCAACGUCAGCUUCGUCCUCAUCCCCUUCAAAGCUCUGGACCUGAUGUGGAUCACCAGUGCCCUCUCCACGGGGCAAAUCCGCUUCACGUACGCCCCGGUGAAGGCCUUCCUCCGCGUGGAUAAGGAUAAGGUUCAGAUCUUCAAUCCGGCUUUCUUCAAAUACAUCCACGACCACUGGACGGAACAUCAUGGCCGCUACCCCUCCACCGGCAUGCUGGUCCUCUUCUUCGCCCUCCAUGUCUGCGACGAGGUGAACGUUUUUGGUUUCGGCGCGGACAGUUGA
Molecule: messenger RNA, 789 nt
Organism: Nanorana parkeri
Lineage: Eukaryota; Metazoa; Chordata; Amphibia; Anura; Dicroglossidae
Gene: ST3GAL2
Product: ST3 beta-galactoside alpha-2,3-sialyltransferase 2
Exons: 6
Molecular function (GO): beta-galactoside (CMP) alpha-2,3-sialyltransferase activity
Source: RefSeq, a predicted model, not a curated record